Messenger RNA from Anopheles stephensi (Asian malaria mosquito), 2591 nucleotides. Its product is annotated as oocyte zinc finger protein XlCOF6-like. Gene Ontology annotation, molecular function: RNA polymerase II transcription regulatory region sequence-specific DNA binding; zinc ion binding; DNA-binding transcription factor activity, RNA polymerase II-specific. NCBI's taxonomy places the organism in Eukaryota, Metazoa, Arthropoda, Insecta, Diptera, Culicidae. Gene Ontology annotation, biological process: regulation of transcription by RNA polymerase II. Bases 245 to 2407 code for a protein of 720 amino acids. Gene Ontology annotation, cellular component: nucleus. The transcript has 2 exons. The record is from RefSeq and is a predicted model, not a curated record.
GUGUGCAGCUGUCAAAGUCGCGCGCAUGUAAACAAAUACACACCACGGGCACAAUCAGUCCGCGAUGCUCGUCGCGUUUCCUUUCGUGCGCGGGAUAAGCCAAGCUGCACCAAAGAUGAGCUGCUCGAUCGUGCAGUAAAAACUCUCCGUUAUCGGACCAACACGCACGCAGCGGAUCGGUCGUCCGCAUGUGAAUCGAUCGCCGACCCCCGGAAGACCGGAAGGGUUGCCUCCCUGGAUCACGAUGGACAUCCUGAUCGAGCCAGACUGCUACAAGGUGUGCCGCAUCUGUAUGGAAAGCUGCGAGGACGAUUGCGUAUGCGUGUACGACGAGUUCGAGGAUGUGCUGCUGAGCGAAGUGAUCAAGGAGUGUGCUCGGGUAGAGAUACGCAAGAACGAUGCACUGCCACGGAAUGCGUGCCGGAACUGUGCCGAGUACAUGAUCAUUGCGUACCACAUCAUACAGAAAUGUCGCGACUCGGACGUUACGCUACGGUCCAUCUUCAAGCAUGAGCUGAAUCUGCACCGCGACGAAAAGACAGCGGAUACCGCCGCCGCUGUUGCGGAGCUGCGUGCGGAAGAUAUGGAUCCGUCGGGUUACGAGUUUCUGCUUGCCAACGGGUACGACGACAUGAUGCUGGACGAUGAGCGUAUGCUGCUGGAGAAUGCGAAUGCAAACUGCGAUUUUGCCCCGUCGAGCGAUAAGAAGACUACUAGCGAUGAUAGUGCAGAAGCCUUUGCCGAUGAAACUGCUAUCCAGCCACAGCUGCUGCCGUCCGUACAACCGACGCAACAUCAACGGGGGGAAGAAGCAACGAACGUUCAGGGCGCAUUGGAUGCGGAACAAAUUAAGCAGGUUCUUUCGAACGAGGAUGUAGCGCUGAUCCUCGAGUACGGUGAAAAGGCACUUGCUCUUAGUAUGGGUAAAGCCACGGACACGGUCCACGAGUCGAGCGAAACCAACGAAGAAGACAUUUCGUUCGUCGAUCCAGAACGGCAGAAAAAGUGUUGCGGUUGCCGGAAGCUGUUCGACAGUGACCAAAGCUUGCGGGAACACUCUCGGGCGGUGCAUCUGCCCGUCGCCUCGUCCCCAGCCCAGUGUGCCUCGGACGACGGCAACCCGCUUCGAUGUUCGGUGUGCUUCAAACGCUUUAGCAGUAGACAGCUGCUGAAAGAGCAUCAACGAACCGUGAACCGGAAGUACGCCUGUCCGCAGUGUGGAAAGCGGUUCAUGACGCAGGCCAACCUGGACAUCCACAGCAAAUGCCACAAAAACAAGGAAACGUACAAAUGUUGCGGCUGCCGUAUCGAUUUCGAGCAGGAGCUGGAUCUGCUGGUUCACUCGCAAGAAGUGCACCGCCCGGAACGGACGAUCGACGCACAAAAACCGUUCGAAUGUGACACGUGCUAUCGGCGCUACCCGACGCGCAAAUCGCUCGCAACGCACAAACGCCAAAUCCGCCAGUUUCAGUGCCAACUGUGUGGGGCAAUGUUCAUGAAGCAGCUCUUCCUGCAGUUGCAUCUGGAGCGGGCACAUCAGCAGGAAGCGGUAGAAACCCGUCGCCGAUGCUGCGGUGGGUGCAAGGAAGACUUUGCCGAUGCCGCCGCCCUGCGGGAACAUUCCGAGCGCGUCCACAGACCCACCACCGAUGGGUCAGCCGGUUCCGGUACGGACGAUGGCAAACCGUUCGAGUGUAACGUCUGCCGGAAGCGCUUCUCCUCGGUAUUCUUUCUGCUGCAACACCAGCAAAAGGUGUGGCGGCAGAAGUGCUACCCGUGCACGAUCUGCGGCCGCACGUUCGGGCGGGCACACGACCUAUCGAACCACGAGACAACGCACUCGAGCGAAAUGCCGUUCGAGUGCAGUGUGUGCGGGCGCCGGUUUAAGAACAAGCUGUAUCUGAAGAACCAUCUGAAGCUGCACACGAGCAAUGCCAAGGAUCAGGUGUGCGUCGAGUGUGGUAAAGGUUUCCGCACGAAAGAUUUGCUCAAGACACACCUCAUCAGCCACUCGCAGGAGCGCAAGUAUGCGUGCACGGCAUGUCCGGCCACCUUCAAGCGGUUGCAGUGCUUGAAGAUUCACACCCGCGUCCAUACGCGCGAGAAGGCUUUCGUGUGUGCCGUGUGCCAGAAACGGUACGUCCAGUCGUCCGAUCUGAAGCGACACAUGCGCACACACAAUCCGGGUGACGAAGGAAAACCGUUCCAGUGCGAGUACUGUCUGCGCAGGUACCCGCGAAAGGACUAUCUGAAGGUACACAUUCGGAAGCAGCAUCUGGAAAAGCUGGAGGGCGGAGCGGCGGAAAUGUUGCUGCUGCCGGGCGUAGCUCUGGGCAGUGACGAAAGUGCGGUGAAAUUGGAGCACAACGAGUCACCGAAUGAGAUCGAUGAUUUUAUGAACUGUUAGACCAAUUGAAGGACGAUUAAGACAAAGCUCCUCUAGUGAAUAUUACACGAACAGCUGUUUGUAGCUGCUAUUCCGACUGCCAUUACAGCCCCUUUUUACCUCAGGAUUUUGAAUCUGUACACCAGAAUCCCUGUGCGGACGCGACAACAAUGCAAUGCCACAAUAAACUGUUGCGAAAUUUUAA